Rhizopus microsporus ATCC 52813 is the source of this 380-nucleotide messenger RNA. RefSeq lists its product as uncharacterized. The record is from RefSeq and is a predicted model, not a curated record. The transcript has 4 exons. The coding region runs from base 48 to 380 and encodes 110 amino acids. Lineage: Eukaryota; Fungi; Mucoromycota; Mucoromycetes; Mucorales; Rhizopodaceae. Gene Ontology annotation, molecular function: zinc ion binding; nucleic acid binding.
CCGACACUCUUUUUUUCUUGGGACACACAAUUUUUUUUUUUUUAGGUAUGCCUUCAGCACAAGAUGAUACUUAUUGUAAAGCAUGCAAGAAGAAGUUUAAUAAUGCAGCAACAUUUAAGAACCACUUAAAUAGUGCAAAGCAUAUAGCCAAUGAAAAGAAAUUUAAAUCAAAACCUCAACAACCAAAACAACAGGCCAAGCAGACACCCAUUCAAGAAAUAGAGAAUUUACUCCAAUCGUCUGAUCUAUGGAGUCUUUUUCAAGCCUUGAUCCUAUGUAUAGAAAUAGAUGACAUCGUUCGAGGAAGACCGAUCUAUUCAACACUCUUGAACCACAAAAACUAUCUGGAUAUGAUCUUGCGUUCAUCCAACUCGCUCUGA